Messenger RNA from Vombatus ursinus (common wombat), 2112 nucleotides. It is a transcript of the gene SEPHS1, whose product is annotated as selenophosphate synthetase 1. Gene Ontology annotation, molecular function: ATP binding; selenide, water dikinase activity. Lineage: Eukaryota; Metazoa; Chordata; Mammalia; Diprotodontia; Vombatidae. The transcript is spliced from 6 exons. Gene Ontology annotation, cellular component: cytoplasm. The coding region runs from base 394 to 1254 and encodes 286 amino acids. Gene Ontology annotation, biological process: L-selenocysteine biosynthetic process. The record is from RefSeq and is a predicted model, not a curated record.
CUCCUGCCCCUACCGCCCCUUAAAGGGAGGUAGCCAGCCCUUAAAGGACCCUCACACCUUGUGCUCAGCAUGCCUUUGGCAGCCCCGUUUCGGAGCCGGGGACCCAGAGAGUGAAAAGCCGAGGAUCCGGCGAGGUGCCCAGGUGCGGGUCUGGGGUUCACCCCCACCCCCCACCCCCUCCUCCACGGCCUCCCAGCGCCUGAAGCGGCAUUUUUAUUCAGGCGACGCUUAAGGGAGCCCCGGCUGCGCCCGGUGCAUUGUGGGAACGGCCGGGAGUCCCGUUUUCAGGAGGAGGAGGAGGGCGAAAAGCGAACCGGUGGACCAGGCAAGAUACCAUCAGACUAGAGGAGGGGGGAAAAAAGACUAAACUGUGAGUGUGUGUGCCUAAGAGCCAUGUCUGUUCGGGAAUCCUUUAACCCAGAAAGUUACGAAUUGGACAAGAGUUUCCGGCUAACCCGUUUCACUGAACUGAAGGGCACAGGCUGCAAGGUACCACAAGAUGUCCUACAGAAAUUGCUGGAAUCCUUACAAGAGAAUCACUUCCAGGAAGAUGAACAGUUUUUGGGAGCAGUUAUGCCAAGGCUAGGCAUUGGAAUGGACACGUGUGUUAUUCCAUUGAGACAUGGUGGUCUUUCCUUAGUUCAGACUACAGAUUACAUUUAUCCUAUUGUGGAUGAUCCUUACAUGAUGGGCCGAAUAGCCUGUGCCAAUGUUCUAAGUGACCUUUAUGCCAUGGGUGUCACGGAAUGUGACAACAUGUUGAUGCUCCUUGGAAUUAGUAAUAAAAUGACAGACAGGUGGCAUCUUUUUUUCCCCCCUCUUUUAGCUGCUGGACUUAUGCAUACUUUUAACGCACAUGCAGCCACGGACAUCACAGGGUUUGGGAUCUUGGGCCACGCACAGAACCUUGCUAAGCAACAGAGGAAUGAAGUGUCCUUUGUCAUCCACAACCUUCCAGUUUUGGCCAAGAUGGCUGCUGUUAGUAAGGCCUGUGGAAACAUGUUUGGCCUUAUGCAUGGAACCUGCCCAGAGACAUCAGGAGGCCUUCUGAUCUGUUUACCACGUGAGCAGGCAGCUCGAUUCUGCGCAGAGAUUAAGUCCCCAAAAUAUGGGGAAGGUCACCAAGCAUGGAUUAUUGGGAUUGUAGAGAAAGGCAACCGUACAGCCAGAAUUAUAGACAAACCCCGGAUCAUCGAAGUAGCACCACAAGUGGCCACCCAAAAUGUGAAUCCCACGCCUGGUGCCACCUCUUAAUCUAGACAAAAAUAGCUAUUUGGUUUUGUUUUUAAAUAGAUCUAUUCCUUUAUCAUCAUUACAAUUAAAGACUGUAAAAAAAAUCUCAUUGUGUCUACACAUCUGGUGACCUUAGGUCAAUUUGUGAGUGGAUGCAAUUAAUAAAAUAAAAUCCAUUGCCUUUUUUUCCUGUUACAUUAACUGAAGAUGCACCUAAUCUUGAGGCAGCUUCUGAGUUGAGAAUUAUAUUGUUAUCCAAUACUGUUGAUUCAUUUUGAAUCUUUAGACACUUAUCUCUCGCCGCAUAGGCUCUUUUUAAAGGUGCUUUCACGUAGCACAGACAUUACCAGUAGUAGUGUCAUUUAGCAAUUUGUGUCUUCAUUACAUGUAUAUUUAUCAUUAUAAGUCUAAUAAUUUUUUGAUGUCUUGAGUGGUAUUCUGGAAAGGCAGAAUGGGUAGGUGACACAAGGGGUAUACCCAGUAGUAGUAAGAGGGUUGCAUGAUUACUUUCAGUCUUUUAUUUGUAAAGUCUAGUCUUAUGAUCCAAGAGCAUCUCUCCGACCCUGGACUUAGUAGUGCACUCAAUUAAAUAAGGCAAGUGCUUAACUCUGCAUGGAAAGCACUUUGAAGUUGAAGGAGAAAUUUUCAUUUCAUAUUUGUAGACCUUAUAAUAUUUACUGUAAUAUCAAUAAUUGUUUUCUUUAUUAAAAGGGGGGGAAAUUGCUAACUUUUUGCAAUAUAAUUGGAUGUGCUAUAGUGCAGCAAGGAAUUGCCGACCAAAAGGGGAUUAAUGUAUAAUAUUCAUUUACAAUUUAGUAUAUAAUUAACUACACAAAUAAUUUUUAAAUAUAAUCAAUAAUAAAAAGACUGUUCUGUGGA